Messenger RNA from Caenorhabditis elegans, 3328 nucleotides. RefSeq lists its product as uncharacterized. The record is from RefSeq and is marked reviewed. Lineage: Eukaryota; Metazoa; Nematoda; Chromadorea; Rhabditida; Rhabditidae. Bases 151 to 3267 code for a protein of 1038 amino acids. The transcript is spliced from 9 exons.
GAUCAUCUUCGUCUUCCAUCGAACGGAUUCAAUUGAGAAAACGCUUAUAUCGAUUUUUAUUCGAUUAAAACCACUGAAGCAAGAUGCGAGUGGUUUCGAUAAUUUUCAUUGCGCUAUUGCUGCCCCUCAACGCUCAAAUAUUCUUCAAAAAUGCAAGUGCUUCGCAGGACUCAAUUCCCACUGAAAAAGUGCACUUCCCGGACCUUAAUGGAUCUUUCGACACCCCAGACACCCAGGACAUGCCCCCCCGUCAUCGGACAAGAAUCCUCCAACCACCCAACCUUGCCCAAAUCGCGAGCAACCAAAAAAGCUUCUGAUAAGCUUAAAAAGAGUGAUACUGCCCAAAGUUCCUCAAGUUCUCCUGAUUCGGACCCUGCCACAGCUCCACCUCACAAUCUUCGAGACCUUCACUUGAAUUAUGCCAGCAAUUUCAAAACUUCAGCAACAGUCAACUCCGCUGACUACUUGGAACGCAUCAAGGUUAUCGCUCACGUAUCCAAUGGGAUCACUCUCCAAGCUGGACUGAUGGACGGAAAGAUUUCGAUGGAUGCGGCGGUUGAAGAGCUUCUCAACUUGGGAACAUCCAGCGUGGCCGAAAUCGUCAACUUCAAAUUGGACAAAGUCAAUGCCUGGGCGAGUAAGCUGAAGGAUUUUCUGAAGAAUCAAGUUCUGCAGGAUCAAAAAGUCACUGAUAAGCUUAAGAGAAUGGAAAUUGAAAUUCUUGGCUUGGACCAGAUUCGGAAGGACUCAAUAGAUCUUGACGAUGUUAUCGAGCAAUCAAAACUCGAUACAUACUUUGCGAAAAUUAAGGAAGUGAAGGACAAAAAAUACGACUACGAACCAUUCAGUGACGCCAGUAUAAGAGAUAAUCCCGUUUCACAAUCACUUGCGAACAUAUUGUUGAAUCGGGACACAGCGCCUUACUACGAUUAUAAGUAUUUGUCGUCCGAUAUUGAGUUAAUGGUCAAAGAUCUGGAAAAGUUGAAAAAAAUCAACAAAGAAAAGACACUGAAGAUGUAUGGAUUGCUAGCUCACGGCACAGAAAUGUUUAGAUCACUCGAACGAAUGGUUGAUCUGAUGGCUCGGCGAGAGAAUUACUCUCUUGAGAUUGGAGUCGAUACACCCCAAAUGAUCAGAGGAACUCUAGAAACUGUGAUUGGAUUAACUACCGAUGAAGCCAUGAGUGAUGUCAAUCAGAUUCUGGAACUAGUAAAUAGUGUGGAGUCUGAUCAGUUCAAAAAGCAUUCGAUUGGUUUUUUUCGUGGAAUUUUGAGCUCCAAACACUUAGAAAGAGAGUCUCGAGACCCGUGGCUUGGCAAAGUACUGAAUGUCAGUGAAGAACAUUUGGCAAGUAUCACAUCUGGAUUGCAGCCUCUAAUAAAAGCUUCUGAUCAUCUGGAAACUGUAAACGAUAAGUUAAUGUCAGUACGGCCAAAUGCACUGUCUCGGUCGCUUGGUUACUUUCAAUCAUUUGUCACAACGAUGUCCUCAUAUUCCCCGAUGUCGAAGGAUGUUGAGCAUUAUCUAGUCGAUUUUCUACUGCAGUGUGAACAUAUUCACCCAGUUUUAAGAUAUGAUCACCGUGAGCCAGGAGUUAACUUGAUUGAUUAUGUCAAAAGCGUACAAAAAUCUAUCCUCGGAAUGUCGGAAAUUUCGAUCAAGUUGGCUAAGUUGGAUAUGGCAGCGCUGAAAUCGGAAGGUCGAAAGGUUCAAAAAUUGUUAAAGUUUACUAACCUCGGCGAUGAAGAACAAACUCUCAAGGAGAUUCCAGGAGUGCGCAAGAAGCUUGAAAGAGGUGGAUUGCUGAAAAGUUUCGAGAACCGUGUUGCUGGCAUUCAAACGAUAUUCAACGAUAUGAACAUCAAAACAUUUAUUCACGAACUUUUGCCAAAUGCCGAUUCUGUACACAAAACCGAUAUGGAAAGAUUCAAGAAGUUCGCGGAAAAGGAGAAUAAAGUUUUUGAAUGUUUUCAAAGAAUGUCAAGUGACACUGAGAAGCUAAUAACAGGAAUUGGUGUUAUGCGAAAACUCCAAACGGUCAAUGCAGAUGAGAUCGAACCAUUUGAAGUAGCAGCUUUUCAAUUUUCGGAGUUCUCCAAGGAACUGGCCACCAUUAGCUCGAUCCCCGUGAAAAUGAAGAAUGCUGAAUCAAAUGCAACACUAGAGUUGAACAAGAUGGCUCAAUCCUUACAACAACCUGAUGCAAUUCAAUAUUCAACGAGUGCUCUUCAUAGUGUCUAUGGUCUUGUGGAACUGGAAUCUGCAAUCAGUCAGCUCAAAGAUGUCGGUUCAGUUGUCAGCGAGGAGAUUUCUAAAGUUCAGAUAGCCGAUGACAGGAAGAAGCUUGAAAGGCAAUGGGGCCGCCGCCACGCGGAGGAAAUUGACUCACUGGGAACUGUGAUCGAGGAAGCAAAACGUUUUGUCACCAAGAUCGAUGUGCGGAAGUUCAGUUCACUUGCCAACUACAGUGCUCCUCUGAACGGUUUGGUCACAUAUCCGGAUGUGAUCAUCAGUGCAUCGGAAAAGUCCAAAGCACUCAAUACAUUGAUUAGCUCGUAUUCACAAACUGGAAGAAGAAAAAGAGCUGGAGUAGAGACCAAGAUUGAGCUUAUUGUCGCUAAGGACAUCCUCAACAAGAUUGCAUUGUUGAAUCUUAAAUUCGCGAAGCGUGCUGCUCAUUUCAAAGAAGCUCCGAUAGCAUUCCAGUCGUUCCACAAGGUUUUGAGACAAUUCGUUGCAACUCAAGAGAAGAGCAGUAAAAUCGUUAUUAGCGGUUCGGAAGAUUGCGGAAUUACAAUCCUUCAUAUCAUCUUAUCAAUUGUGACAACGCUUCUUCUUGCUCUGAUCGCGUUCAUUGCAUACGUAUUCUAUCAAAAGAAGAAACAAGACGCAAAAUCAAGAGAAUUGAGUAUUCGCAGAGAUGAGUUCGAACAGGAAAUGGCUGAUAAAAUCAGAAAGCAAUUGGAGGAGUUAGAAAGGAGGGAGAAGAAAAGCAAGAUGAACGGAGUCGGAAAGAAGCAGGAAAAGUCAGGCCCAAUUUCCCAGUACUUCCCAGAGACCAUUUCGGAUCCCGGAAGUCUUCCUAAAAACGGAACUCCAACUGCAUCACCGCUGAAAACUGAAAAUGGAUUGCGAGGCGUUCGCAGUGAGUAUUUUGGUAUCAUGGGAACUGGCACGGCUCCGGCUGCAACACCAUCGAAGUUUGAAAAGAGCACAAUGCUGAUGGUUGGAAAUGAUAAGGACGUUCAGAGUCAGUAUGUUGUAUAGUUGAACUAUCGAAAGGAGAACUUUUUUUUCCAUUUUCAAAAUAAAUAUUUAUUUCUGGAAU